This is a messenger RNA of Suillus paluster, 1646 nucleotides long. RefSeq lists its product as uncharacterized. The transcript is spliced from 5 exons. Lineage: Eukaryota; Fungi; Basidiomycota; Agaricomycetes; Boletales; Suillaceae. The coding region runs from base 191 to 1453 and encodes 420 amino acids. The record is from RefSeq and is a predicted model, not a curated record.
CAGCACGAUUAUAACUUUAGAGCGCUGCCGGCGGCUGCCUACGCAUCCCCCGAAGAUUCCAAACUAGACCAAAAUUUAGUUCCUUCACUUAAUGAAGACUUGUGGAUCGGAUUGACCCCAAGUGUAGUUGCAUGCUACUCACUCAUUUAUCUUCUUUUGUUUCAAUCACACGAACGAGAACCAUGUGCAUAUGGAGAGCGACUUUGAUGUUUGUGUCGAAUGUGGAUCCCUGGUGGAGUGUGAUCAUGAUCGUGAUAUUGUCCCUGCUGUCCCUUCCCGAGGACCCUGUUCGCUUCCUGGAGUGGGCAAAGCUAAACUGACGCCAGAGAUUGAUACCCUUGACAUGCGGUCUGUUAGAUCCAUUCUACCUCACUCUGAGGUAUUCAACACAUAUGGGUCGCUCUCAAACGCCGAGCUCCUUUCCAGGUACGGUUUCACCCUGCCGGAGAACGAGCGCGAUAUCGUUAGGUUAGGUUACGGCUCGCUCUCCGCCUUGAUCAACAGUCUUAUAGGUGUGGUGCACUCUUUCGCCGACGGUGGUAACGAUGCCGAAAUGCAGGGACGUAUACGGAUCAGAAACUUAAGUGUGCCUCAGGACUGCUGCGUAUUGGGUGAUGAGCGCGAGAUAGGCGACUUUGCGAGCCUUUUCUUACGAAUAUAUUCGCGUCUUGCAAGGCUGUGGACCACCGAACCCCGAUGGGACGAAACGGGUGAUGAUGGAAUGGUCUACAAUGUUCCGUCAGGCUCGUCGCCAUGGGCCUUACGGGAUGAUCCAGAUUCUGCUCUUCCCGAGGUCUUCAACAUCAACGUCGACGGAAAGCUGACGCAUGCCCUGUGGCUUUUCUGCGUUCUUUUCGCCAUCUGCAUACGUUCCCCAGAAACCAUGACUAAUUUUGCUCACUCAAUUUUCCCGAGUGACAAUGCGCCUACGCGUCAGCCGUUUGUGGAAGACGUGAAACGGCACCUCCUGGAUGUGCAGACUUAUGUUGACAAUGCGAGGGAAAUGAGCGAUGAUGACGGAGAAGUCUCCGUCUCUGUCUCCUCGGAUGCCCGGGACGAUCCCUAUCUCUCUGCCACUCGAAGACAUAUCAAAACCGACACUGGCGGAAUAUUUGUAGAUGAAAACAAUGACCAUGCCAGCGCGCAAGAUAGUGCCUGUUUCAUAUCUAGUCUCCACGCGCCAACCGGCAGGUCUUUGGGCCUCGAUCAUGCCUUCGACCUUCACAGUGGUAGAGACACAGGCGUCCCUGCCCAUGCAUACACUACCGGUAAGUUAACGUCAGAACUUUACAAUGUCCCUGCUAUCACCUUGAGCUCAAACAAAACAAGUACCUUCGGGUCCUUCAAGCACCUCACAAGCGAUGGUCUGGAGCGGUCUGCGAAGAAGACCCAAUGUGGAGGAAGAACGGCCCCAAAAACGUUUACGGCACUCCAGUCCCCAUACCUUGGAUAGUCAGGAGGAUCUGCCCUUCAAUAUAUUCGGUAGGCGAAGUACAGCCGUUGCCGAAGAAAUAGUCAGGACUGGAAGUUCGAGUGCUAUUGUGGGUCGCGGAGAGGCGCUACACGCCCAUCGGGUAGCGCAAACGCUCGCUCUUACUGUCGUUCACCUUUGCCAGCACAGGAUCGGGUCCGCACACAUAUCCGAU